Molecule: messenger RNA, 810 nt
Organism: Umbelopsis ramanniana AG
Lineage: Eukaryota; Fungi; Mucoromycota; Umbelopsidomycetes; Umbelopsidales; Umbelopsidaceae
Exons: 4
Coding region: 93-698 (201 amino acids)
Molecular function (GO): protein binding
Source: RefSeq, a predicted model, not a curated record
AUGAACACACUACCUAUUUCAGCCGCCGGCCCACCCACUGCGCCAUAUCUAGAGUCUAUAAAAGCCCUGCUAAAAACCCUCAGAGAUAUUUUAUGGCUUCAAAACUCGAUAGAAACGAUCUCCUUGUUGUUUCCACACACAGUAAAAUCUACUGCUUGAACAAGAAAACCGGUAGCCGGAUAUGGCGAAAGGAAUAUUCUGCUAGUGUAAAGGGGCCGCCGAUCUCGUUGUUCAUCAACGAUGCCGAUCUGCUUAUCGCCGCCGCCAAAGGAACGGCUUAUGGUUACGACUUGUUCACAGGGUCAUUCAAAUGGAAAAAUGAAAUGGAUGGUAUGGGAUUCCAUGAUGUAGCCGUGAGUUCGACACCGACCAACAGUGUUGCACACUUAGCACCGAGCUAUCAAGCAUCAAGCGAACGGCCGCCAGCGUAUACAGCUAGCCACAAAUCCGUGGUCAUCUUGUGUUCGCAUGGUACGGUUAUCGGGGUUGAUUCUACGACUGGUAAAAAGAUAUGGCGAUAUAUGUGCCCGGAUGGCAGUCAUGAUAUGCCUGCAGUGAUAUCAGAAAUGGACAAGGUGUACAUUGGCUGCGGACGAAUGGUGAGCGCUCUCAACCCAAAGAAUGGGCAAAAGAUUUGGUCUGUACAUGCUAGCAACGGUGUGUUGGGAUCCUGCGGGAUGACCAUGGCUACUGUAUAGGGCUCCAGACAAGCAGAAAUUCAUUCAGGUGGCAACAACUUCCCGGUACAUCUCGAUUAGAAUGAACAAGGUUGAUGGUAUGAAGGCGUUCAAACCUGGGUCUUUUGUAGAU